Messenger RNA from Myotis davidii, 3659 nucleotides. RefSeq names its product autophagy related 14 (gene ATG14). The annotation marks the transcript as partial. Gene Ontology annotation, biological process: autophagosome assembly; mitophagy; cellular response to starvation. The record is from RefSeq and is a predicted model, not a curated record. Gene Ontology annotation, cellular component: autophagosome; extrinsic component of phagophore assembly site membrane; mitochondria-associated endoplasmic reticulum membrane contact site. The transcript is spliced from 11 exons. Lineage: Eukaryota; Metazoa; Chordata; Mammalia; Chiroptera; Vespertilionidae.
UGCCCGCUGUGCAACACCACCCGCCGGCGGCUGACCUGCGCCAAGUGCGUCCAGAACGGCGACUUCGUCUACUUCGACGGCCGCGACCGUGAGAGGUUUAUAGACAAGAAGGAACGGUUAAGCCAACUUAAGAGCAAACAGGAAGAAUUUCAAAAAAAAGUGUUAAAAGCUAUGGAAGGAAAAUGGAUAACAGAUCAGUUGAGAUGGAAAAUAAUGUCCUGCAAGAUGAGGAUUGAACAGCUGAAACAAACAAUAUGCAAAGGAAAUGAAGAAAUGAAGAAAAAUUCUGAAGGCCUUCUCAAAACCAAGGAAAAGAAUCAGAAGCUUUAUACUCGAGCACAGCGGCAUCAAGAGAAAAAGGAGAAGAUCCAGAGGCAUAACCGCAAACUGGGGGACCUAGUAGAAAAAAAGACCAUCGACUUAAAAAGUCAUUACGAGCGUCUGGCAGAUCUUCGGCGGUCUCAUAUAUUAGAGCUCACCUCUGUCAUCUUCCCAAUUGAGGAAGUGAAGACUGGUGCGAGAGAUCCCGCGGAUGUGUCUUCAGAGAGUGACAGUGCCAUGACCUCCAGCACCGUGAGCAAGCUUGCUGAAGCCCGGAGGACGACCUACCACUCAGGGAGAUGGGUCUGUGACGACCACAAUGGGGACACCAGCAUCAGCAUCACAGGGCCUUGGAUGAGCCUCCCCAACAACGGGGACUAUUCUGCCUACUACAACUGGGUGGAAGAGAAGAAAACCACGCAGGGGCCUGACAUGGAGCAUAACAACCCUGCUUACACCAUCAGCGCUGCGCUGUGCUAUGCGACUCAGCUGGCCAACAUCUUGUCUCAUAUACUCGACAUAAAUCUCCCCAAAAAGCUGUGCAACAGUGAAUUUUGUGGGGAAAAUCUCAGCAGACAGAAAUUUACUCGAGCAGUAAAGAAACUGAAUGCAAAUAUUCUUUACUUGUGCUUUUCUCAGCAUGUAAAUUUAGACCAAUUACAACCACUGCAUACCCUCAGGAAUCUAAUGUACCUGGUUAGCCCGAAUUCUGAACACCUAGGCAGGUCGGGACCCUUUGAAGUGCGCGCAGACCUUGAGGAGUCCAUGGAAUUUGUGGAUCCCGGAGUUGCUGGAGAAUCAGAUGAAAGUAGAGACGAGCACAUAAGUGAUGAGGAAACCGACUUGGGCACAGAUUGGGAGAACUUGCCAAGCCCCCGGUUUUGUGACAUCCCUUCUCAGCCCGUGGAGGUCUCGCAGAGCCAGAGCACCCAGGCCUCCCCGCCCAUCGCCAGCAGCAGUGCGGGCGGGAUGAUCUCCUCCGCUGCAGCCUCGGUGACCUCCUGGUUUAAAGCUUACACUGGACACCGUUAACGAGCAUGGAUCAAAAUGUGCCAGAUUCGCAUCAGGAAAGUAAACUAGUAAACUAUGUAUUUAGGCCAGAGGACCCAGACCCAGCCGACAUGUUGGUCCUCGUGAUGCUGAGACUAUUCCUGUCACUUUAUGUUGUAGAGAUUGAAUCUCAAGGAACUGAUUCUUGAUGAUUAGGACUUGAAAGAUAGAAAACUGUUUAAUAUGAGUUUGUUUUUAUGCGAUCAUUUUUGUACAGAAAACCAGCAGGCAAUUUGAGAUACUUGAUUUCUUUAUAAUUUGGUCACGUUUGGUUUUUAGGUCAAGGAUUUUGGUUUUGUUUGGAAGGGUGGUGUUUAUUUGCGGGGGGGGGGAGUAAUUUAAACAUUAUUUCACUUGUGCUGCUCUGUUGUAGCUCAUCAGACAUUCCUGUUUUUCUUUCUCCCCACACACCAAAGAAACUAAGCUCUUUUCUUUAGGACCCAUAUCCAUGAACAGAAGAAAUUCUAGCUGCAAUAAUGUCCUAGAGAUUGUAAACCUAUUUUCUUAUAUUCUGAGUGGAAUUUAGUUCAUUCUUACCUAGAUUAUUGAAUUCCUACCAUCUACACUAUAUGCAGUUUGAAAUGAAACUUAUUUUCUAUGAGUGAAAGAUUAAGUCAUUAAGGUUGUUUGCUAAUGAGGUUACUAGUAAAAGCCACUUUUAAUUAGGUGGCAGGUUUUUCCAGGGAAAGCUAUCCAGCCUGUUUCCUAGAAGUCUUUGUUGCUCUAAGGACACUACCUUCCUCAGAAAUGGCGAGGAAAUCAUAGCUGGUACUCCUGUCUCCUGGGGAAGCUCCAGGGAAGGAUGUUUCCUCACCAAGAGACCAUUUUCAGCUCGUUUCUUGUCAUUCUCUAGUGACAAUCUUUUAAGAAAACCGUAGAGAGGCAUUAUGUACAAAUAUGUAAGUAGUUUAUUUUUAAUAACUGCAAAAAAAAAUCCUAUGUAACUACAAAAAGAAAGCCUAUGAAAAAUUCCUAACAGGCAUUAUUACCAUAUCUUGUUAGUGUGAUUAGCAUGAUAGUACCUCAGAUAAAUCACUUGGGGGUUUGCCCUGCCCUAGCUUCUUUUCUCGUUGUAAUUAUUAGAGAUGAUCUUUGCCUCCAAACCCGAGGUGCUAUAUAGCUUUUGCUAUUGGUAUAUUUAGUGUUUGGCAGAGUUUGGGGUAGAGUUGCAGAAGGGUUGUUUAUUCCUGCCCAGGAGUCCCAAGUUCCCUGAGUAUGAAUUUGCCACUUUAGGAGGAAACAGGCUCUGUUUUAACUGCUCAGCUUUAUGCUGCUGGGCCUGUGUUGUACCGUCCAGGCCUGUGAUUCAUGGAGUGGUUGACUUGAACAAACACCAAGUGAACUUAACAUCCCAUGAGGUAAGACUUACCAGGUACUUCCAGCCCUCAAAAAGAGCUUAGUCUCAAGAGUUGAAAGACUGGGAUUUGGGGCUUGAGGGUAGAGCUUGACUUCAGCUGAAAGAUGCACAAUAGUCACGGUUGUUCUCAAAUUAGCCUCUUGGAAACCACGAAUGUGAGAUGAAGCUUAAGAACAGAAUCCAGAGAUCACAAACUCAUAACUAGAGUAAUUCAACAAACCGUGCAAGGAUAUGGGAGAUGUAGGGAUAGGGUAUAUUUUGUUGUUGUUUUCAACUAGAGGCACUUUACUUAGGGUUAAAAUGAUCAAACCCUUUAGUGGUUAUGAACACCAACGUACUGGCUUACACUGCUGAGGUAUUUUGGUUUUCAUUAUUUUGCACUGGAUCCACCCUGUAAAUAUUCUUAAGUAUACAUUUCAACCACUGUUUUUUCUAUUCUUUUUGCUGCUCAUUAAAUUCUUUCAUGUAGGUGCCAGAACCAUAUGUAAACAGCUUUUUAAAAAAUUGAAGCUGGUUUUUAUUUUUAAACAAAAAGCCAUAGACCUUGGUCCUUUAUUCCACAUUAAAAUGAUUUGUUGAAACAAAAUAAUACUAAUAAAAAUCCAGAGGCACCAAUAGGCCACUUAAAAUGGUUUGCUAAAGACUUUUUUGUAAUGGAGCCUAAGAAAAGUUUUGCACAUCUGUAAGUUAAGACAAAAAACAUGUCAGCAUUGGGUCUAGCAGACAGGAUACAUUUAAGGAUUCGUGUGUUGGUAAUUUGGAAAAAAGCAUUUGGUGGCAUGCUGUUAAAAGAACUACAGUGUCUGGGAAUCUCUUCCAUGGUGUCAUGUUGCAGGAAUUUCCCAUUGCUCUGCAACUUCCAAAUCAGAUUGAGUCAUACAAAUGUUUUCUAAACUUUUAUUGUAUUAUUACAAUAAACCUUUUACCAGUA